ACGCGGUGAGUGAGCGUUCGAGCCUCGCGGCUGGCGGUGGCGGUGCGGGGCGGCGGAGCCCGAAGGGCGGGGCGAGCCGGGCCGGGCGGGGAGCCGCCAUGGCCGGGAGUCAAGACAUGUUCGACGCCAUCGUGAUGGCGGACGAGAGGUUUCACGGGGAAGGAUAUCAGGAAGGCUAUGAAGAAGGCAACAGUUUGGGUAUAAUCGAAGGAAGACAGUAUGGCACAUUACAUGGAGCCAAAAUUGGAUCGGAGAUUGGGUGCUAUCAAGGCUUUGCUUUCGCUUGGAGAUGUCUCCUUCACAGUUGUACCACUGAGAAAGACAGCAAAAAGAUGAAGGCCUUAGAAUCGUUGAUUGGAAUGAUUGAGAAGUUCCCUUACGAUGACCCUACUUAUGAUAAACUUCACGAGGACUUAGACAAAAUUAGAGGGAAAUUUAAACAGCUUUGUUCAUUACUAAAUGUUCAGCCGGACUUUAAAAUUAGUGUGGAAGGUUCUGGACUUUCAUUUUGAGGAUGACAGAUGAACAAAGACGAAACAUCAAGGAACAGAUGUCCAUGAGGAAACCGAGGCCCGCGGGGACUGCCCAGUCCAAGGGAUCAGCAGCAGAGCUCGGACUCCGAUCCUGCGCCUGCCUGUCACCGCCAUCUUGUGCUGCCUGCCCUGGAACCCGCGGUCACGGCCAUGGAGUGGGUCGCUGCUCUCAGGCCCAGGGUGCGCGGGUCCCCACUGUGCUCCGUGGAGCCACGGGGAGUCACUGUGGCCAGGUGACACGGCAUCUGGCUGAGAGGGGCUUCAGAGGGAGCCUGGACAUACUCUUUGCAUGUUUCCAGAUGGGGGUGGGGCUUUGCAGCAUUAAAAUGGUUAAGGCGGGAAAUACUUUAGGCUAAAGACUGAAUGUUGGGCUGCUGCUAUCUCUACAGAGUUUGGGAGCCUUGCAUUGAGGACACUGUGUAUCUCCUGUAACACGACUUCUCUUGUCUUCUGCCCGUACUUCGCAGGCAUCUGUAUCCACAGGGAGGUACUGGGGGCUGUAGGAGGUUCCGUCAGUGGUUCUUGAGCAUCUCUCUGCCCGUCCCCUUGCGCACCCUCCAGGGGGGCGCCCCCAGCAUCGCUGGCAGGUCCCGCCUGCUCCCGUCCGAGGCAGCGUGUCUGAAAGUCAUGCGUGAGAUGAAUAAAGGGGUAACCGGGAAUCUGUUCCAGUUUUUAACAUCAUCCUGGAUCGUCUUAGUGGUUGUUGCCAUGCUGCCCAAGCCGGUGGUCCUGAGAGCCCGCCGGGAGACUCAGGGCUGGGGGCCCCGCAGGAGCGGGUGUGGGUGUUUGCUUCCCUCUC
This is a messenger RNA of Neomonachus schauinslandi (Hawaiian monk seal), 1332 nucleotides long. RefSeq names its product LTO1 maturation factor of ABCE1 (gene LTO1). The transcript has 6 exons. The coding region runs from base 99 to 512 and encodes 137 amino acids. The record is from RefSeq and is a predicted model, not a curated record. Lineage: Eukaryota; Metazoa; Chordata; Mammalia; Carnivora; Phocidae.